Molecule: messenger RNA, 6012 nt
Organism: Seminavis robusta
Lineage: Eukaryota; Bacillariophyta; Bacillariophyceae; Naviculales; Naviculaceae
Source: the annotation of a GenBank genome assembly
AUGAAGUCCUUCUCAACCAUCCUCCAGGCCCUUGUCCAUCAUGCCACAGAGAAACCCAACAACAUUGUCUUUACAUGGGUGGACAUCAAGUGCAAAGAACAACGAAACAUGACAUUCAAACAGCUGGAGGAUGAGUCCAAUGCUGUUGCUGCCCGUCUCCUCAAGCUUGGAUGCAAGAAAGGAGAUAGAGUCAUGGUGGCUUAUCCCUUUGGUCUCGAGUUCUUGGCUGGCAUGUUUGGAGCCAUGAAGAUUGGAGUCAUUCCUUGCUCCAUCUACCCACCCAAUCCCAGUCAGCUCAAAACUGAUAUGCCCAAGUUCCGUGGAUUUGUGGAGGACGCUGGAGCGAAGUAUGCUCUCACAUCGAACACAUUUGCCACUGCCAUGACUGCUGCUAGCAUCCUUUAUAAGACUGGUGUCAAGUGGAUUGGGACUGACAAACUACCAAUCAAGAAAAGCAAUCCAAACAAGCCCAAAGCCUACGAAAAAUUCUUGGGACAUCCAGAGGAUAUUUGCUUCAUUCAGUACACCUCUGGAAGCACUGGUCGACCCAAAGGAGUCAUGAUCAAUCACCGGAAUCUUGUGGAAAAUUGCAUGGCCAUUGGCAACAUGUCUAAUGUUGAUCCUUCAACUGUGGCGGCCCUGUGGGUCCCUCAAUACCAUGACAUGGGCCUUGUGGCUGGCUUCAUGUCGUCCCUCUACAGUGGCAUCCAUCUUGUCAUGGCAUCCCCCCUGGACUUUGUUGUCAACCCACUUCUUUGGACUGACAUGGUGGAGAAAUACCAGGCAAAUCUUACCUGUGCCCCCAACUUUGCUUAUGCCUUGCUCCUUAAACGUUUGGAGCAGGCCAACCGAAAAGCGGACUGGAGUUGUGUAAAGCGUGCUAUGUUUGGGGGAGAACCUGCCCAGAGCCAUGUUGUGGAAGCAGUGGUCAAAACCCUCUCCAUCAAGCCAGAGCAUGUCUACAACAUUUACGGCCUUGCGGAGUCUGUCGUGUUUCUUACAGGCGGUUCUGCAUUCCCAGACUCUGAGGGGCUUGUCAGUUGUGGUGUAGUAGACUCCCCAACCCUCAAGCUUCGAAUUGUUGAGGAGGGAGAAGACGUCGAGGAUGGAGCAGUUGGUAGUAUCUGGGCCCAGUCACCUUGUGUGGCAGCUGGAUACUAUGGCCAGCCAGAGCUGACCACAUCAACAUUUGCCAAUGAUUUGCUCAACUAUGAGGGCACUUGGCUCAAUACUGGAGACCUGGGCAAGAUUGUGGGUGGGCAGCUCUAUGUCACUGGAAGAGUCAAAGAUGUGAUCAUCAUUAACGGGAAGAACUACUAUCCAACAGAUGUGGAGCUCUCUACCGAUGAUCUCUUUGGUGAUGUUAUCCGCCCUGGCAGGACCACUGCCUUCCAGCAUGGGGAUGACAGUGUUGGUAUUACUGUGGAGGGUCGCAAAGGGUUUGAUAAGUCCGCAAAUGAAGACUUGGCUGUCCAAAUUGCCAACCAUGUAUCUCAGGCACAUGGGUUGCCUGUCUCUGAGGUUGUGAUUCUCAAGCUUGGCGUGACACCCAAGACCACGUCGGGGAAACUCAAGAGAAGUGAGAUUCGACAGACAACAAUUACUGGGGACUGGAAAGAAUCAUCUAUACUGCUACACUUCAGGCGACAGAAGCCCAGAUCUGCAUUAGAGAGGAAUCAACGAUCAUCGUUUCUUGAGAGGAGCUUUUCACUGAAAGGUGUUGCUAGCAGGGAGUUUUAUCUCAAUGAAGAAACGGAGCAUGAAAUAAUGAGGAGGUCAAUCAGACUUCCUGCCGGAUCCCUUGAUUCAACCUUUGAGGAGCAGCUGCAUGUUGCUGUUGUGGGAGCUGGAGCUGCUGGCCUUGUCACUGCAUUACGAUUGGCCCAAAGGAACAUCAAGGUUACACUGUUGGAACAGAAUGAGCGGAUUGGUGGACAUGCACGACAUGUAGAAGUCUUUGGCCAUGAACGUAAUCCGGCAUUCGGCGUGUUUCUUGCGGACGAGUAUCCCAAUCUCAUCAAUCUGGCAAGGGAACUAGGGGUAGAACCAAUUCGUUUGGGUCCAUCAAACCAAACUCGUGGCAUUAUCUCCAUGACUGAUCAGUCGAUUCCCACAGUAUCAGAAUCUGAAAUCAGCCGCUUUGUUGCAGAAAUGCAGAGAAUUCACAAUGCUGGCACUGGUCAGAAUGAAACAAUUGGGCACUUCUUUCACCACAAUGGAUAUGAUCACCAAUUCAUUGUGUACUUCUAUGUGGGCAAAAUUGUGAGCUUUUUUGCAGGGCAAUCGAUCCAAGACUAUCUCAACAUCCCCUUGGAAAUUGUUGCUUGGUUUGUUACUGCAUUUUCUAUCAGCAACAAGGAUGUCCUUCGAUUGAGCAACAAAAGGUAUAUGGAUGCCUUUCAGUUGGAGUUGAAGAGACUUGGGGUGGAAGUUUGCACAAGUGUGAAUCCCAAGAUACUUCGGCGUGAUGAUUCUGGAAUAGCAAUUUCUACUGGCACAUGUGUCGAUGAAGUUGUUCUGAAUGUUGACAAGGUUGUAUUGGCAGUUCCGCCUACUGCUGCUGUCCAUGUCCUUGGAGAUUCCAUGUCACCAGAAGAGAAUGUUCUGGCUGAUUUUGAUUGCCCCUUAGAGACAGUUGUGCUCCAUACUGACUCAAAAUGGGUUGAUAUUGAGAGCCCAGGUCACAUUAUGUUUGCCAACAUCCCAGAGUGCUCAAGCUUACCAGAUGCUUCUGACACAAUCCCAAUCACAACAUCUUGUUCAAGUGACUCCGAUGGCUGCACCCCCAUCUAUGUCACUCAUGCCUAUGACACCCAUGAAGACCUAGAGUUUAAUUCUCCAGUCGAGAAGAUGUCAUUCACUCACACAAAAAUCACAUGCAAGGCCUUCCACCUUCGAAAAUCUUUGCUGCAGCAUCAAGGGAAUCAUUCCACCUACUAUGCCGGUGGGUGGACACGAGGGACAAUGCUUCAUGAGGAUGCACUUGUUAGUGGAAUCGUGGCGGCAAAUGCUGUCCUUACUGAAUUCGGCAUGGUGCCACAUCCUGUUUCAGAGCGAAAACACCCGAUUCCAUCUAGCCGGUUGUCUGAAAGAGCAGUCACUGCCAGUGGACACCCAGGCAUACAAGAUGCCAUGCAGGAACCAACAGCAGAUGACUUCUCCAAGAGAUACGCCAAUACAGUUGUUUCUGUUUUUGGAUCAGAGGUUGACUUAUCCAAGACCUGGACAGAGAAUGGCAUGACUUCCAUCAAGAGUGCUGAACUGAGGAACAAGGUGGAGGAGGAGCUCCGUGCAAUUCUUCCAGCCAACUUUGAACAGCUCUACCCAACACCCCAAUCACUUUUGGUCUUUUUGGAAGCAUCAGAAACCAAAAGCUUUCCAAAGCAAGAUAGGGAUGAUCAUCCGGACUUUACUUGGAAAUCAUCUAGAUCCAGGCUCAACAAGCUGGAACUGGGCAUACUGCAGACUCUUGCCUCUGUUGCGAUUUUCCUCCUAAUUGUGGCUUCAGUUGUUCCAUCAUACUUGCUUGUAUCCUGGGUUAUGGAUCAAUGUGGUUCAAACAAGUAUGGAGAGUGUCAUGGUCCAACCUUUUGGAUCUUACUGCCUCUCUCCUUUCCCCUGUACAUUCUGUCACUUUCAGUGGCUGUUGUGAUCUGCAAGUAUGCCAUUGUUGGGGCAUACCAGCAUGGACAGCUGGACCUUUUGUCAUGGGGCUACCUCCGUUGGUGGUUCAUGGACAGACUUGUGGAGGUUUGGGAGUCUCUAGUAGGACAGUUUGUUGUGGAGACAAGACACAUUUGGAUCUUCUACUGGCUGCUUGGAGCAGAUUUGGCUUGGUCUGCCAAGGUUGAAGCCUACAUCCGAGAAUUUGAUCUUGUCAAAGUUGGCAGCAAUGCCACUAUCGGACACUCUCUGAAGUGCAGGAAAUUUUCUAUGUCUUCAGAUGGAAGUCCCAAGUUGACCUUCCGACCACUUGUUAUUGGAAAGAGCUCUUCCAUCUCAGGAAUGGUCAGUCCCGGGGCCAAGAUUGGAGAUUGCAGCAAAGUGGUAAAAUUGUCAGUAGUGGAGGAUGGUGCCCAAGUGCCAGAUGGCGUUCUGGCAAGAGGAAACCCAGCGUUUCAUGCUGGCUUGUUUGAGGUGUCUGAUGCAGAGUCCUGGAAGACAUUCAUUCUGGAUGGUUUCAAGAUUGUUUGGACAACUGUUGAGGCCUACCACUUCUUUUCACUGUCCUACGUGGUCCAUUUUGCACUGAAUGAGAUAUUGCCAUCCUGGCGGUAUGGUGGGAUUCUUCAUUGGAUCCUGCUAUUUCCCUUCACUUCGUUCCUUGCCCUCCUCACGAGCAUUGCUCUCAAAUGGCUACUGAUUGGGAAACGGGACCCAUCAGAUGAAUACGAAGGGUCGCUGUGGCGAGAGGCUACCAAUUGGGCAUGUGACUUCCACUUCCGUACAGCAUGUUGGUCCUUUAUUCCAUUUUUUGGGCAGUCAAGAAUAUGGAACAUUAUUCUUUUCCUCCAUGGCCUCGAUGUUGACAUGUCAUCGGCUCUCAGUGGUCCAUACUUCUACUUCCUGCCUUCCAAGGUCGAUUUUGUGAAGAUUCGGAAUUCAUUUCUUGCCAGCAUGACACUGGACUUCAACAAGACAGCAGACUCUAAGAUUGAGAUCAUCAACAGCAGUAUUGGAUUUGGUGUCAAUCUACAUGCUGGGGUCAAGAUUAUGCAGUCCUCUAUUCCACCAAGAUCAGACGUUUCUGACAGCAUCUUUGAUUUAAACCAAAUCCGGGCAAAGAAGGCAGCCAUUUUAACAGAAGAAGUUGGCCUGCAGCUCAUGAAUGUUGUCUUUUUUGCUUCUAUCAUUCCAUCAUAUGAGAUUGGUCUUGCAGCUACAACAAGCUCAUCAGCUGGGAUUGCUGCAUUUGGUUUGGCUGUUGCUGUUCUGGUGCUGUUCUUUGUUUGGAUUCUUUCGGCCAGGAUUGUCGAGGGGGUUCUUUUGAAUCUCCCACACCAAGCCCAACAAGAUCUUUUUGGAGUCUACCUCAACCAUGUCUGGUACUUUCGUGUGGGCAACAUCUUGGAGAUGCUGCUUUAUGGAACCCCAAUGUUUGCCUACUAUGCACGAUUCAUGGGUGCUGAGGUUGAUGGGGAUCUUUGGUACUUUGGCUUUGCCAUUUAUGAGUAUGGGAAGAUGCACUUUCAGGGCAACACAAUUGUGGAUAGCUCCAGCUUGAAUUGUCACUACAUGGAUCAAAGUGGGAUUACAAUGGAUGACACCUAUGUAUCUGGUAUCAUUCAUCCAGGGUGCUUUGCUGUUGCUGGAUCAGUCAUCACAGGAGAAGACAAUGGUCCUUGGAAAGUAUUCCUAAGCAGUGUCGGUGGCAAAGAAUCCUCUCCCAAUGAAAUUUCUCUGGUUCCGGGGAGCAACGAUACCUCCGGUGAUCUGUCUGUGUCUGCUAGCGUUGAUGGAAAUGGCCCCUUGCAAUCACUCUUUCCCUUGUUGUCUAAAGACACAUCUUUUAAGGCAACUUGUGCCCUGAAAUUGGGUAUGCCAGCACCAAGCUUUGAACUACCCAACAGUCAAGGAGAGGGAACAACAUCUCUUCAAGGUCUGGUUGAGAGUGGUAGAUGGACAGUCCUCUAUUUUUAUCCAGGUGCCUUUACAUCUGGUUGCACCUUGCAGGCCCACUACUUUCAACGGGACAUUGACCAGUACCGACACCUAAAUGCUCAGAUUGUUGGUGUAUCUGUUGAUUCUGUUGAAAAGAACAAGGCCUUUUGCACUGCACAGAGUCUUGACUUCUUCAUGCUCUCAGAUCAAGAAGGGUGUGUCUCGCAGGCCUACGGAUCAGCAGUGUCCAUUCCCAGGUACGCAACCAUUAGCAAUCGCCAAACCUACCUCAUUGAUCCUCAGGGUAGAUUACGCUGGAUCUUUCUUGAUUUUGAAAGCCGUAUCGCAAGCCACUCCAAAGAAGUUUUGAGCAAACUACAAGAACUGAAGUCAACAGACAGCAUUUGCUGA